Messenger RNA from Nerophis lumbriciformis (worm pipefish), 306 nucleotides. The record is from RefSeq and is a predicted model, not a curated record. Lineage: Eukaryota; Metazoa; Chordata; Actinopteri; Syngnathiformes; Syngnathidae.
UUGCCAGUCUGUGAUAUGACUGAGGUGAUGAUUACCAGCACCCCCAUGGAGGACAUGAGGCUCAGUCCCACCAAGGACAGACUUUCCUUCCAGAUCUUCCCCGACCCAUCUGACUUUGAGCGCUGCUGUAAGCUCAAAGACCGCCUUCCCUCCAUCGUGGUGGAGCCCACGGAUGGCGAGGUGGAGAGCGGCGAGCUCCGCUGGCCUCCCGAAGAGUUUCUAGUCAGCGAGGAGGAUGAUGACGACGACGAGCCCAACCACGGUGCCGUCCAAAAUGGACAGGACGCCGUGAACUCCCAGCGUUAG